Ictidomys tridecemlineatus (thirteen-lined ground squirrel) is the source of this 1318-nucleotide messenger RNA. RefSeq names its product regulator of G protein signaling 2 (gene Rgs2). The record is from RefSeq and is a predicted model, not a curated record. Lineage: Eukaryota; Metazoa; Chordata; Mammalia; Rodentia; Sciuridae.
UGCGGUUCCUGCGGGAAAAAGAUAAUGCAAAGUGCCAUGUUCUUGGCUGUCCAGCACGACUGCGUACCCAUGGACAAGAACGCAGGCAGUGGUCCCAAGAGCGAGGAGAAGCGGGAAAAGAUGAAACGGACCCUUUUAAAAGAUUGGAAGACCCGUUUGAGCUAUUUCUUGCACAAUUCUUCUACUCCUGGGAAGCCCAAAACCAGCAAGAAAAGCAAACAGCAAACUUUCAUCAAGCCUUCUCCUGAGGAAGCACUGCUGUGGUCAGAGGCAUUUGAUGAACUACUAGCUAGUAAAUAUGGUCUUGCUGCAUUCAGGGCUUUUUUAAAAUCUGAGUUCUGUGAAGAAAAUAUUGAAUUCUGGUUGGCCUGUGAAGACUUCAAAAAAACAAAAUCACCCCAAAAACUGUCCUCAAAAGCAAGGAAAAUAUAUACUGAUUUCAUAGAAAAGGAAGCUCCAAAAGAGAUAAACAUAGACUUCCAAACCAAAACUCUAAUCGCCCAAAAUAUACAAGAGGCUACAAGUGGCUGCUUCACUACUGCCCAGAAAAGAGUAUAUAGCCUGAUGGAGAACAACUCUUACCCGCGUUUCUUGGAGUCAGAAUUCUACCAGGACUUGUGCAAAAGGUCACAGAUCACCACAGAUCCCCAUACUACAUGAGAUGGAAAAAAGAGCCCCAGAAUGGAGGACAUUUCUUUCUUUUUCCUAAGGGAAAAGGCUGUGAUCUACUAAAAAGACUGACCUUGAAUUCAGCCUGGGUGUUCAGGAAACAUCACCCAGAACUAUUGAUUCAAAGUUGGGUAGUGAGUCAGGAAGCCAGUAACCUAGGAGAAGCGAGUGUCAGAAGGGCUUCCCUUCUUGAAGAACGUGGGGGUGUCUCACUGGAAAAGCCAGAGCGAGAUGAAAGACACCGUGUAAUACUAUCGUUCCAAAACCAUUGAAAAUCAAUAGGUCUGGGAUUAUGUGGCCUUAGCUAGCUGGCUGUACAUCUUUCCCUAAAUCAGUCCAUGUUACCACAUAGUGGUUUUAGUUUUAGUUUUAGUUUUUAAGUACUAAGUAACAUUAAAAUGUUUACUAUGUGCAAAGGUAUUGAAGUUCUUAUGACUUACAGAUCAUCAGUACUGUUGUCUCAUGUAUCGCUGAAACUGAAAAGGUCCGUUUGAAUUGUUAACCGGUGUGUGAAAUUGAAUGCGUGCUUUGUGUGGGAAACUCAGUGUCCGUUACGAGUGCCAAAAACUGUCUUGAAGGCAGCUAAACUUUGAAGUGGUCUUUGAAUACUUUUAAUAAAUUUUAUUUUGAUAAAUAAUGUUAUUGAACA